Fusarium poae is the source of this 981-nucleotide messenger RNA. RefSeq lists its product as uncharacterized. NCBI's taxonomy places the organism in Eukaryota, Fungi, Ascomycota, Sordariomycetes, Hypocreales, Nectriaceae. Gene Ontology annotation, molecular function: NAD binding; hydroxypyruvate reductase [NAD(P)H] activity; glyoxylate reductase (NADPH) activity. The transcript has a single exon. The record is from RefSeq and is a predicted model, not a curated record. Gene Ontology annotation, cellular component: cytosol. The coding region runs from base 1 to 981 and encodes 326 amino acids.
AUGGCUCCAGGCAUCAUUGAAGGAACUCCCCCAGACAGUUACUCUUCUACCUCUGGGAAACCCACCGUCUACCUCCUUGACAAUUUCCAUCCCCAAGUCCUUGACUAUGCCAAAGAGAACUUCGACGCCAUCACACUAGAUGACCCACGCCACAGCCAAUGGCGACAAGAAGCACGUUACCUCCUCGUGAGAUCUUCUCGUUUGACGGAACAGGAUAUCAAGUCAUGCCCCAAUUUGAUUGCCAUUGGCAAGCAGGGCGUUGGCGUCGAUAAGAUUGACACAAAUGCAUGCGCUGCUCGUGGCAUUAAAGUCUUUAAUACACCCGGAGUAAAUGCGCGAGCAGUCGCUGAGCUUGUUUUAACUCUUGCCACUGCUUCUGCCCGUCAAGUUGGCUCCAUCAUCGCCAAGCAGUCAUCUGGCAUUUCUGUCCCAAAGGAGAAGUGCUCUGGUUUGAUCCUUCAUGAAAAGACCAUUGGUAUCCUAGGAAUGGGCAAUAUCGGCAAGUGUGUCGCCAAGAUCUUCAGAGGUGCUUUUGAUGCAGAUGUCGUUGCAUACGAUCCUUUCCUACCUGCAGAUGCUUGGGCUGAAAUUCCCCACACACGCGCUACUUCGGUUGAGGAGGUCUUGGGGUCAUCGGAUGUCAUCACUGUGCAUAUGCCAUUGACGCCCGAGACGAGGAAUCUCAUUGACUAUGAUCAAAUGAAGAAGAUGAAGAAGACUGCCAUUGUUAUCAACACUGCACGAGGCGGUAUUGUUAACGAGGCUGAUCUCGAGAAGGCUUUGUCAGAAGGUCUUAUCUGGGGAGCAGGUCUCGAUUGCCAUGAGGAAGAGCCACCAAGUUACGAGAAGUAUAGUUCUCUCUGGGAGAGUGGAAAGGUUCUCAGCACGCCGCAUAUCGGAGCUGCUACGGCUGAGACACAGAUGCAAACAGGCAUGGCGGCGGCGAGAUAUCUUUUGGAAUUUGCAUUGAGUAAUGCGUAG